AUGAUUCAAAUAUCAUCCUGUAUUGUAGCAGAUGGUUUUGAGACGAAUAUAAGAGAAAAUUUAUCAGAAACAACGACAAUGAUAUAUUCAGAAUUAAAACCAAUUGAUUUAAAUAUUAUACCAAAAGAAGAAAUCAAUCGUCCUGUUAGUGUACAAGAUGCUGAAUUAUUACUUUCAAUAAGUUCUGCACAACCUUCAAAACCAAGAAAACUUCAUCCAAAAUUUCGACCAUAUGUUAGUGAAUCAAUUGAUACACCUAUUUCAACAUUAUCAAAUCGAUCAGAUUCAAUAUCAUCAUCUUUAUCUGAUGAAUAUUCAUCAGAUCCAUCAUCAACACCAUGCGCAUCUCCAUAUUUAUCAUCAAAUGAUGAUAGUCAAACAUCUUUAAUUCAAAACAAUAAUAUUAAUAAUAAUAAUGAUAAUAAUCACGACUAUCAUAUUCUCUAUGUUAAUCUCAAUGGUGAAUAUAUUCCUGUAGCUAAAACUUCAUUUGCCAUUCCAUCAUCAGAUUUUCAUAUACCAACAUGCAAAUCUACAUUAACAUUUGAUCGAAAAAGAAAUCAUAUCUGUAUAUAUCCUGGUUGUCAAAAAUCAUAUUUUAAAUCAUCUCAUUUAAAAGCUCAUGUUCGAAUACAUACUGGUGAAAAACCAUUUUCAUGUUCGUGGUCAAAUUGUGAUAAAACAUUUGCACGAUCAGAUGAAUUAAGUCGACAUCGACGAACUCAUACUGGUGAAAAGAAACAUAUUUGUCCUGUAUGUCAAAAAGCCUUUAUGCGUAGUGAUCAUUUAUCGAAACAUCAAAAACUUCAUACAAGAAUCAAGAUGACCUGUUGA
Rotaria sordida is the source of this 834-nucleotide messenger RNA. The record is from the annotation of a GenBank genome assembly. Lineage: Eukaryota; Metazoa; Rotifera; Eurotatoria; Philodinida; Philodinidae.